This is a messenger RNA of Lachancea lanzarotensis, 1992 nucleotides long. RefSeq names its product LALA0S10e01090g1_1 (gene GPI16). The transcript has a single exon. Bases 1 to 1992 code for a protein of 663 amino acids. Gene Ontology annotation, biological process: attachment of GPI anchor to protein. Gene Ontology annotation, cellular component: GPI-anchor transamidase complex. The record is from RefSeq and is a predicted model, not a curated record. NCBI's taxonomy places the organism in Eukaryota, Fungi, Ascomycota, Saccharomycetes, Saccharomycetales, Saccharomycetaceae.
AUGAGGUUCGAAUCGCUCUGUGUUUGGGCUUUUGCUGCUUUUGCUUUUGGGGUAGGCGGGAAUUCCAUAGACGAUGAACUAAUCAUUCCCGAUGAAACAGAAUCAGCAGGCAGUGGUGAUCAGACCUGCUCCAUAUUUGGGACGUCAGCCUCUUCGCAGGAAAACAUUGAAAUGGAGCAGCUGAACACCUCUAGCAUCGAAGAAAACGUUAAUGCAAGAACUUCCAGUGAGAUAGAAAAUGCUGGAAUCGUCUUGUUCGAAAAUAACAGCAUCGUUAGAUAUCCUUUUGAUGAGGAACUGACUCUGAAGCCUCUUCCUAGAAAUUUCAUGCUGGCUUCGUUUGCAUUCCAGAUGCAGUCCAAUAAUUUGACGGUGGGGAAAUCGGAAGUUUCACACGACGCUUACCGUCAUUAUACGGUCUUCCCCAAGUCUCUCAGCCCAAUUUUGGAAUACAGUCAAACAAGAGAACUCCAUUUGCGAUUUACGCACGGGCGAUGGGACGCCGAGUCGUGGGGUCAGCUUCCACACAACGGAACAAAAUCUGGCGGUAGCGGAGUCGAACUUUGGGCUGUAAUAGAGGCUGCAAGUCGCGACGAGGCUUUCGAAAACUGGAUCAUGCUCACGAACUCACUAAGCGGAUUAUUUUGCUCAUCUAUCAAUUUCAUCAAUAUGGAAAAAACGACGUAUCCUGUUCAUUCUUUCCAAUCGUCGGAUCAGCAGCCCAUACCAAUUUUCGAUACCUCGAAAAAAGCAUAUUUACUUCGUGCUGCUUUAGCUAAUGAACCUAUCUGCACCGAAAAUCUAACACCAUUUCUCAAGCUUUUACCAACAAGAGGAAGAAGCGGCAUUUCGUCGCUGUUAGAUGGUCACAAGGUCUUUGAUUCUAACUGGCACAGCUUGUCAAUGGACGUUGAAACUGUUUGCGACGGGGACACAUGCCAGUACCAUAUGGACGCAAACAUUGAGAUGGUGUUCAACGUUCAAAACUCUCUAGCGCGUGCUGAAAACCCAAUUCCUAAACCAUUGGGUGACGCCGAGCUGCAAUGUGACGAGAGCAAACCACAUAAUGCCUGGGAAUGUUUUCCUCUGCCACAAAGCAAGCACAUCAAAUUUAGGCUAUCCGAACUUUUCGGCAAGAAAGUUGUUGGAUCAAAUUUAAUAUCAGAGAAUCCAUCGAAAGUUUGUGCUCAGGUCAGCGAUAGCUGGACGGUUUACCUUGAUAUUGGGGAUUCUUUAUUUUCGACGGAUGAUAACUGUUUCGCUAUAAGAGAUAACGAGCUCCAUGACUUGCAUUUCCAGUCUGACGAUACCGCCCAUGUGGUUAAGAGUGACGACGUACCAUUGUUCGUGAGUAGAUCCCUCACCGGAUAUGGUCAGGACGGAGGAGGCCUUCGUGCGGUUUUCAGAAACCCUAAUAAUGUAACCGUGGAUGCCAUAUACUUCGAGUCUCUUCCUUGGUACAUGAGAUUAUAUCUAUCCUCUCUGGAAAUAGAGAGUGAAGAUGGACUGGAGAUUGGUGAUGUGAUAAAAAGUACAUUCUACCUUCCCGCUAUUGACAGACAACGGCCAACGCAUUUGGAAUUCAAUAUCAGCAUACCCGCCCAUACCACUGUGGCGCUAUCGUACCAAUUUAGCAAGGCGCUAUUGAAGUACGCUGAGUAUCCACCAGAUGCUAACCACGGUUUCGAAAUUGAAUCAGCAUUGAUCACCGUUUUGAGGCCAAUCCGGAGUGAAAUGAGAACGGCCACUCUUCUGUUGUCGUUGUCGACACCAGAUUUCAGUAUGCCUUACAACGUGAUUAUUCUUACAUCCACGGUUAUGGGCCUUGCAUUUGGAACUUUAUUCAACCUUAUGGUUAAAAAGCUAGUUACCGUUGAGGAAGCGGACCGAAAGGCUGCCGCUAAGCGCAGCAUCAAGGCUCAACUAAUUGAAUACCUUGCGCGCUUAAAGACGAACGGAAAUAAAACCAACCAAGAGAAGAAAAGACAAUAG